UUAAAACUCUCGAUUUUAAAAGUGUCGAGUUUAGGAAUUCGAGGCCCAAGAUGUAGAGUUCCUGCAAAAAUGAAAACUUUGAAUUUUGAGAAUCUGAAAACUGUUCUGAAUAGCCCUGAAAGUCGUGAUUCUCCUGUAUCUGUUUCAAGUCAAAAAUCGAUUCUGCAUGCAUGUAAAAGCAUAAACUCGCAAUUCAUGCAGAGUUCUACGAAAAAUGACAAUUUACAGAAAUCGAAAAAGAGGAUAUGCUGUUGGAUCGGUUUUGAAAGGCGAUUCCAACAAUAUAAUUUUUACAGAUUUUCGUUCACAAACAAGAUUACAGGAGCAAAACUCUAUAUUGAAGAAAAUAUGAAGAAAAGCAGAGCAAUUCUUCGUAAGAUCAGAAAAAUCGCAGAUACAUUCAACCUUUUUCACGCCUCAGCUCUGAUGCCAACUGAUAGACCCCAAAUACUAAACAAUCAAAAAACCAUAGCAGUUAUGAAGAAGCAGAUAGAAGAUUAAGAGAUGAAAAACCGAAUCUGGUAUACUGUGUAAAUUGGCCGCUGCUCUCCCUGGAGAAGGAGAGUAGCGGCAAACCCUAAUCUCUCUAUCUCAUCUCUAUUCUCUCAAAGCCUCGAACAUUAGUUAGGGUUCCCGUAAGUUAGCCUCCUUUUAUAGGAGAAGUUGGCUAACUUACGGGUUACAAGGAAGCUAACGGGCUGAUACACAUUUGUGGCCCAUAUUACACGUUUAAUUAAAAACUACACAAAUACAAAGAUAUUUAAUUAGAUUGGACACCAUAAAAUAUUCCUAACAAAUGGAUUGGUAAAAUGCGGGAAAAGAACUCAUUAUUUUCUAUGGGAGAAG
Molecule: messenger RNA, 846 nt
Organism: Cuscuta europaea
Lineage: Eukaryota; Viridiplantae; Streptophyta; Magnoliopsida; Solanales; Convolvulaceae
Source: the annotation of a GenBank genome assembly